Emiliania huxleyi CCMP1516 is the source of this 841-nucleotide messenger RNA. RefSeq lists its product as hypothetical. Gene Ontology annotation, molecular function: glutathione peroxidase activity. NCBI's taxonomy places the organism in Eukaryota, Haptophyta, Isochrysidales, Noelaerhabdaceae. The transcript has 6 exons. Gene Ontology annotation, biological process: response to oxidative stress. The record is from RefSeq and is a predicted model, not a curated record. The coding region runs from base 506 to 712 and encodes 68 amino acids.
CGAUGGGACUGAAGAAGCCAAGGCGGGGCGGAGCGCCGGGCACGCCGCUGCCGCUCAAGGUGCUGGCGGGCGGUGCAGCCACGCUGCUCUGCACCGCCGCGCUAGCCUUCCUCGCGAUGCCAUCGUCGGUGCAGCCGCCGCCGCCACAGGUGCGGGCGGCGCAGUCCUCCCUGCACGCGCUGAGCGCGCGCCGCAUCGACGGCUCGCCGCUCGACCUCGCCACGCUUUCGGGCAAGGCGGUCCUGAUGGUCAACGUUGCCUCGAGCUGAGGGUCGACGGGGAGCGCGUACGCGCAGCUCAAGCGGUGGCACGCCGAGUUUGGUGCCGCCCUCGAAGUCCUCCUCUUCCCCUCGGACGAGUGGCGGCAGGAGCGAGCAGGUCCCGACCAUCAUUCAUCACGACUGGAUGACAGUUCUUCGUUGUUAAUCAGGAGCUGCCGACGGAGCAGAUCCCGGCAGCGGUGGCGUCGCACGGGCUGCCGGCUGAGGCGCCAGGCUGCCACCUGAUGGAUAAGGUGGAGGUCAACGGCCCGCGCGCGGACCCGCUCUUCGAGCUCGCCAAGCGCUCCUUCCCAGGCGACGUGACCUGGAACUUCGACGGCGCUUUCGUCUUUGGGGCCGACGGUGCGCCGCUCGGCCGCUUCUCGCUGCGCAGCGCGGACCUCUCCUACGCGUCGUCGCUCGUGCGCAAGGCUGUGGCCACCGCACGCUAAGCCGCCACCGCCCCGUCCCACGCCGCCCGUUUGCCCGCCGGCGUGGCCACGCGCCACCCUUCGCCAACCCCCAGCACUGUCUCCCCUUUGGAGGGGCGGCCCCCGCAGCACGCGCUGGCGCCGUCUCCG